AUGACCACCGCCGUCACCGCCCCCGCACCCUGGAUCACCAGCAGCCAACAAUGCAGCCUCGAAACAUGUCCCUUGACCUACGCCCAUACAUUCUAUCUGCCCAAUACGGGUGGUAACGCGUUCUACAUUGCCUUGUUCGGCCUGUUCAUCCCCGUGCAGCUCUUCCUGGGGAUUCGGCAUCGCACAUGGGGCUUUCUUGUUGGGUUGAUGUGUGGCCUAAUUCUGGAAGUGUUGGGAUAUGUGGCGCGAUUGAAGAUGAGGGAUAAUCCAUUUAUUGAUCGAUGGUUUGUGAUGUAUCUGGUAUGUCUCACCAUCGCCCCCGCAUUCUUCAGCGGAGCCAUCUACGUCAGUCUCGCUCGCAUCGUCGCCGUCUACUCUCUCCAACUAUCCCGACUCCGUCAACGGACAUAUUCCCUUCUCUUCAUCGCCUUCGACAUUCUCUCCCUCCUCCUCCAAGCUGCGGGCGGCGCGAUCACCACCUCCGACAGCAUGUCGACCGUGCAGACAGGCAUCAAUAUUAUGAUCGCUGGCCUCGCGAGCCAAGUCGCAUCCCUCACUCUCUACCUGACCCUCUGCAUCGAUUUCGGCUGGAGAGUGUAUUACAACAUCUUCCGAAUGAGCCACAAGCCAGAAGAAAAAACAAGCCAAAACACCACCACCCUACUAACCGACACUAACACCGACGCCCCUGGGUCGGACGCUCGUCUCGUACUAAACCCUAAAUUGGCAGCUCUACGCAGCACAAAACGCUGGUCCACGUUCUUACUGCUCCAAGGCCUGGCAACGGUGUGCAUUUACAUCCGAUGCGUGUUUCGCGUCGCUGAGCUCCGUGGCGGAUUCAACAGUGGAUUGGCGCAGAACCAGACGACAUUUAUGUUGUUGGAGGGGACGAUGAUUUCUAUUGCGGUUAUUGCGUUGAGUACGUGGGGCCAUCCGGGGAUUGGGUUUAAGGGGCAUUGGGGAGAUUUGGAUUAUAAUAUGUUUGGGAGGAGGAAGUUGGGAGGUAGGGGAGGGGAGGGGAGACAGUGA
Messenger RNA from Aspergillus tanneri, 1029 nucleotides. Its product is annotated as RTA1 domain-containing protein. The record is from RefSeq and is a predicted model, not a curated record. NCBI's taxonomy places the organism in Eukaryota, Fungi, Ascomycota, Eurotiomycetes, Eurotiales, Aspergillaceae. Bases 1 to 1029 code for a protein of 342 amino acids. The transcript is spliced from 2 exons. Gene Ontology annotation, cellular component: plasma membrane; fungal-type vacuole.